AUGCCGCCACGCAUGAUGCUGGAUGUGGAUGAGGUGGACACAGAGAAUUCGGUCUGCAUGACGUGGUCCAUCGAUCCCAGCGGCACCAUGCGACAUCGGAAGACCGGGACGAAGGUGUCGACCAAGGAGGGCAUCACGUUUGAAGGCACGGAGUAUCGGCUUUCGCCCGAGGACAUUGAGCUGGAACCAGACUCACACCUCGGAGCCGGUGCUUGCGGCGUUGUGAUGAAGGGCGUGAUCAAACAGAGCGGUAUUCCCGUGGCCGUCAAGACAGUGAAGGUUGAUGACCAGGCCAAACGGGAACAGCUGAUCAACGAGAUCCGCGGGCUGGUGGCUGCUGAUGGCUGCGUGAAUUUGGUCCAUUGGUACGCAGGGUUCAUGUCCAAGCGCACCAUGAUUGUGCACGUGGCGCUGGAGUUUAUGGACUUGGGCAGUCUGGCAGACUUGAAGAAACGCUUGGGCGGCUAUGGCGUGGAGCCGGUGUAUUUGUCCAACAUCACCGCGCAGAUCAUGAAUGGCCUGGACUAUUUGCACAAGAAGAAGAUGCUUCACAGAGACAUCAAGCCCGAGAACAUUCUCCACAAUCGCCAGGGCGAGGUGAAAUUGACGGAUUUCGGCAUCGCCAAGGAUUUAGACCAAACCCUGGCAAUGGCUGGCACAUUCGUGGGCACUGUGACCUACAUGUCCCCGGAACGAUGCCUAGGCCAAGACUACUCCUUUGCCUCAGACAUUUGGAGUGUUGGCAUGGUGAUCUUCGAGCUCAGCACCGGAAGAUAUCCAUUUGCGGACGUCACCUCCUUUGUGGUCCUCUUUGAUCAUCUAUGCGAGCAACCAGAACCCAGGUUGGACCCUGAAUACUUCCCUGCGGAGCUGGUGGAGUUUGAUGCCUAUUGUUUGACGAGAGAUGUGUCAAGACGCCCAGAUACAGAAUUCCUGCUGGCGCAUCCCUUUGUGACCUACAAUGUGCCUACUGUUGAGCAGCUGGCCGAAUGGCUGGUGAGCUUCAGUGGAUGA
Molecule: messenger RNA, 1014 nt
Organism: Cladocopium goreaui
Lineage: Eukaryota; Dinophyceae; Suessiales; Symbiodiniaceae
Source: the annotation of a GenBank genome assembly